CAAACCAACCCAUCGUCUCGUCGUCUCUUCCUCCCUCCUCCGCGUCGUCGUCGUCGUCUGUCUCCCCCCUCUCCCUCCCAUCUCCCCCGCGCCCCCCUUUAUAUUACAACCGCAUCGCGAUUGCACUGACCACCGCCUCGAAUCCGCCGCCCUCCGCUACUCGAACCCGACUCACCGGCGCCCGCUCCCGCCUGGCUCCAGGGCCCAUUCGUCGACCCGUCGCCGGCGAGAGCGCGCCCCCGAGGCCUUCAAACCCUUCCGCUGAAGCGAAGCGCGCCACCUCGGAGGAAUUGUAGCCGUCCUCAGUGCUCGGGGCGGAGAUCCGACCGGACUUGGGGUUGGUUCCUCCUUUCUCUCGAUUGGAGGCGCUGAAAGCGUAUACGUGAAGCUCCUGGGGACAUGGACAUGGCAUUGCCCGUUGUGAAUGCCACAGCGGCGGUGCUCGCUCGGGUCUCGGCUGCGUUUAAUGCCCCUCUUGCCCGUGCCGUCGUCUUCGGGGUCCAUAUUGAUGGGCAUUUGGUUGUGGAAGGGCUUCUUAUUGCAGUCAUAGUGUUUCAGCUCACCAGGAAGAGCUACAAACCCCCAAAGAAGCCACUCUCUGAAAAGGAGAUUGAUGAGCUAUGUGAUGAAUGGGAGCCAGAGCCUCUAUGCCCCCCGAUCAAGGAGGGCGCCAGAAUUGACACUCCAAUGCUGGAAAGUGCUGCCGGACCACAUACGAUCGUUGAUGGUAAAGAAGUUGUCAACUUUGCGUCUGCAAACUACCUCGGUUUAAUUGGCAAUGAGAAGAUUAUUGAUUCUUGCGUUGGUUCACUGGAGAAAUAUGGUGUUGGGUCUUGUGGUCCACGUGGCUUUUAUGGAACAAUUGAUGUCCACCUUGACUGUGAAGCAAAAAUAGCUAAAUUCCUGGGAACUCCAGACUCCAUUCUGUAUUCAUAUGGGAUUUCUACAAUAUUCAGUGUGAUACCUGCCUUUUGUAAGAAAGGAGACAUCAUAGUCGCUGACGAGGGUGUUCAUUGGGCAGUGCAAAAUGGUCUCCACCUAUCAAGAAGUACAGUGGUGUACUUCAAGCACAACGAUAUGGCUUCACUUGCAAGCGCUUUGGAAAAACUUACUCGUGGAAAUAAACGUGCUGAAAAGAUUAGACGCUACAUUGUUGUAGAAUCCAUUUACCAGAAUUCUGGCCAAAUUGCCCCCUUGGAUGAGAUUGUCAAGUUGAAAGAGAAAUAUCGGUUCCGUGUUAUUCUGGAGGAGAGUCAUUCUUUUGGGGUGCUUGGCAAGUCUGGGCGUGGCCUUGCUGAACAUUAUGGAGUUCCUAUUGAAAAAAUUGAUAUCAUCACUGCUGGAAUGGGAAAUGCAUUAGCCACUGAUGGUGGCUUCUGUACAGGAAGUGUCAGAGUUGUUGAUCAUCAGCGUCUAAGCAGCUCUGGGUAUGUUUUCUCUGCCUCUCUGCCACCUUAUCUUGCCAGUGCUGCUGUUUCUGCUGUCAACUACCUGGAGGAGAACCCGUCAGUUCUUGCAAACCUAAGGAGCAAUAUUGCUCUUUUGCAUAAAGAACUAUCGGAUACUCCAGGGCUUGAAAUUUCCAGCCAUGUUCUGUCACCUAUUGUUUUCCUUAAGCUGAAAAAAUCAACAGGUUCUCCUACCACUGACCUAGAUCUUCUUGAAACUAUUGCUGAGAGGGUCUUGAAGGAAGAUUCAGUUUUCAUUGUGACAUCGAAGAAGUCAAAUCUUGAUAGGUGCAAACUUCCCAUUGGAAUCCGCCUGUUUGUAUCAGCUGGCCAUGCUGAAUCAGACAUCUCCACACUUUCCUCGUCCUUGAAGAGGGUUUCUGCGUCAGUUCUUUCACACUACUUUUGAUCCACACCAGAUUCCCUUGAAAGACGAAACGGAUCCCUUUCUACGUGAUGUGUACCCUAUGCCGUGUGCGUUUGGUAAAUGUACAUAAUCUGUACAUUUCUACAUGUGAUGAAUUGAUCUUCUUGUUGCUCAUACCUACAGUACUUGCAAAAUAAAUUUUAAAAUUUUGUAGAACAGUGAUGUUGAAGAAUAGUGCGUUUGGGCUGUACAUCCUGCUGAUUUCCAUAUGUAAUCAUUUUUCCCUGUCCCUGUA
Molecule: messenger RNA, 2110 nt
Organism: Setaria italica (foxtail millet)
Lineage: Eukaryota; Viridiplantae; Streptophyta; Magnoliopsida; Poales; Poaceae
Product: long chain base biosynthesis protein 1a
Exons: 13
Coding region: 400-1857 (485 amino acids)
Biological process (GO): ceramide biosynthetic process; sphingosine biosynthetic process
Cellular component (GO): endoplasmic reticulum
Molecular function (GO): serine C-palmitoyltransferase activity; pyridoxal phosphate binding
Source: RefSeq, a predicted model, not a curated record